GCUGCUGAGAGGAGGAAGUCAAGCCAACUCUCAGAGAGGCACUGUACCACAACUAAUGACACGUUUUGGAUUUAGUCUACUUCAAACCCAAAUCAAUGGCAGGGAAAUAUUUGCUUCAUGAAGGAUUCUUAAAGAAGAGGAAAGAUAUUCUGAAGUUGACGUGGGCAACAUACUGGUUCAGGCUCCAGAACACAACACUAUUCUUCUACACUAAAAAAGAUGGAAGUGCCCUGCACCUCAGAGGGCUCUACUACAUCUACACUGUGCAGUCUGUCCGCGAGGUCCAGAAGGAGGGGACAAAGCACUAUGUGUUUGAGAUCACCAUGACGAAUGGGAGGAAGAAAGUGCUGGCUGCAGAAACGGCUGCUCUGAGGACGGAGUGGAUCCGUCACCUCUGGAGGGCGAUGCACAUGACCUCUCCAGGGGGAACUGACCCUGGCAGCUCAUGGCAAGAGGAGUGUGACUGCAUCUAUGACUCUCCAGUCUCUGCCCAUCCACUCUCCUAUGAGGACCAGGACCAAGACCAAGACCAAGACCAAGACCAUGACCAGGACCAAGGAAACUGGAGCCUGUCAGUGUCCUCCUAUGAGGGUCUCAGCAAUGAGGAGGCCAUUUACCAGAACACCGUCUCAUCUCAUAUUUCAUUUUCUGAUGAAAGGGACCACCACUGCAGGCUCGAUCUGCCAAGGGGGAGUUGUGAACAGACAACAGAGGUGGUGGAGGGAGUCUAUGAUGUUCUACCUGCCAGAAAUUCUUCGUAUCAAAUUAACCAAUCCAGACCAGACAUGACACAGCGAGAAAGCCUCUAUGAUGUGCCUCUCAACAACAGACGGGCCAGUGAGCGCCGAGCAUACAGAGCAGAGGUUACUGAGAGUGUCUAUGACGUGCCAAACUCCUUACUGAGGAAAAGGUCUGAAUACACAUCAGAGCCCCACUCUGGGAAAGAACCACAGGCUGUAGGACAUCUGGAGGACAUGAUGGCCUGCCUGGGAGUAGACCGUAGACCCAGUGGGGGAGGGCCUGGCGGGCCAGGGAGGGAUGCUAUGUGAGGCCAGAGGGAGAAGGUUCUGUGGAGCCCCACAAGCUAAAAGACUUCUAAGGCCCCCCGGCAUAGGCCUGGGCUGGACGAACAACCAUGUGCUCUUAAAUUCUGAUUUGUGGCAUGUGUAGCUCUUAUGCUUUUUUCAUAUGGAAGCAAUGUACAUUUUUAGAAUCUAUUCUGAAGAUCUGAAUCAAGGGAAUUUUAUUGCAUUGGAUUGCAAUGGAGACAAAGCACAGACACGGAACCAUAUUAUUAUUAUUACCUUUUAAAUACACAAGCAAACACAGAUACUGGGACUUUCCAUGUAAGUGGUUGAAGCAUUUUCAUAUACCUGUACACAGACGUGAACAUUGUAUAAUGUACAUAGAUUAAAAUGACAAAUAUAAUAGGCAUCACUCAUAGACAGUAGCAGCCAUAUUUGUAUAAGAUAUAGUGUGAAUUGAUGAAUUCAUUUCAGAUGUUAGCAUGUUUGUAAGUGAUUUGGUUUGUUCUAUAAUAAAGCAAGCUUGCAGCACAA
Molecule: messenger RNA, 1559 nt
Organism: Osmerus eperlanus (European smelt)
Lineage: Eukaryota; Metazoa; Chordata; Actinopteri; Osmeriformes; Osmeridae
Exons: 9
Coding region: 96-1049 (317 amino acids)
Source: RefSeq, a predicted model, not a curated record